AUGAACUCACUCACGAUUAUCGUCUCGUUAUUCCUCAUUCUUACUGUAUCUUCAAUGGCUAUCUACGAAACGGAGGCAGCUGAAAACCCAGAAAUUGUUGCAAAGGAAAUGGCAAAUGGACUUUUUGGACAAUCCGACUUUUUCCUCUUCUUCAAACUCGCCAAUCCAUCUCAAAACACUCCAAAAUCUCGUAUUCAACGGUCAUCUCACAAGACAUGCGGACAAAAAAUUGUGGACUACACCAGAAAGAUUUGUGACAGUCUUGACACAUACACUAACAGCCAAUUGGAUAUAUCUACAAAAUGUUGUUCAGAAAAAUGCACUGAUGACUUCAUCAAGAAGGCAAUGUGCCCUGAUAAACAAUAA
This is a messenger RNA of Caenorhabditis remanei, 366 nucleotides long. RefSeq lists its product as uncharacterized. The record is from RefSeq and is a predicted model, not a curated record. Gene Ontology annotation, cellular component: extracellular region. The transcript is spliced from 2 exons. NCBI's taxonomy places the organism in Eukaryota, Metazoa, Nematoda, Chromadorea, Rhabditida, Rhabditidae. Bases 1 to 366 code for a protein of 121 amino acids. Gene Ontology annotation, molecular function: hormone activity.